Molecule: messenger RNA, 1488 nt
Organism: Neohortaea acidophila
Lineage: Eukaryota; Fungi; Ascomycota; Dothideomycetes; Mycosphaerellales; Teratosphaeriaceae
Product: WD40-repeat-containing domain protein
Exons: 2
Coding region: 1-1488 (495 amino acids)
Molecular function (GO): protein binding
Source: RefSeq, a predicted model, not a curated record
AUGGCGAAGCGUGCGGCCGACGAUGAUAACCAGAUCGAAUCGCCUGCUCUGAAGUCCGGGGAGCGGCCAGUGACUGACGUCGCCCUUGGAGAAGGCGAGGAGUUUGAGGAUGAAUUCGAAGAUGAAUUCGAGAGCGAAGACGAGAUCCUGGAAGCUGGCGUCGACGGCCGACCCGACGAAGAGCGCGAGGCUGAGGAGAAGGCAAAUGGGUCAAUGGAUGUCGACCAACAGACUUUUAUCCCCAGUAGACAUCGACUAGAAGCAGGCCAAACCUUGGCCCCCGACCUGUCGACAUACCACUUGUUACACACCCUUGAACCCACCUGGCCUUGUCUGUCGCUGGACAUUGUAAAGGACAAUCUAGGCGACAAUCGGAAGUCCUACCCCGCAACGGUAUAUGCAGUCGCGGGGACACAAGCUGCUCGUGGUCGAGAGCGGGAGAACCAGCUCAUGGUCAUGAAGCUAUCCGGCCUUUCGCGCAACGAGAAGGCUGGCAACCUCGACUCGGAUUCUGACUCGGACGACGAUGACGAGAGCUCCGACCCCAUCCUCGAAACCAAAUCCAUCCCACUCACCUCCACUACCAACCGCAUCCGAGCACAUCAAUCCCCUCAGGCGUCAGCCUCAACGCCUCCAACGACCCUUGCGGCGACCAUGCAGGAAUCAGGGGACGUUCUCAUCCACGAUAUCACAUCCCACCUCCAAGCCUUCGACCGCCCCGGCUUUCAAAUACCUCCCAACGCUUCCAAACCACUCUGUACCAUCCGCGCUCACAAGAAACACGAAGGCUAUGCCCUGGAUUGGUCGCCAUUAGUGCCGGCGGGCAAACUCCUCACAGGCGACUCCAACGGCUCCAUCUUCGCCACCACCCGAACAGAAGGCGGCGGCUUCGUCACCGACACGAACGCGUAUACCGGCCACAGCGGCAGCGUCGAAGAACUGCAAUGGUCUCCCAACGAACGCAACGUCUUUGCCUCCGCCUCGUCCGACGGCACUGUCAAAAUCUGGGACGCGCGAUCCAAAUCUCGCAAGCACGCCGUCUCCGUCAAAGUCUCCUCUUCGGACGCAAACGUCCUCUCCUGGUCCCACCAAACCCCGCAUCUCCUCGCUUCCGGCCACGAUGACGGUACAUGGUCGGUUUGGGAUCUACGGCAGUGGAAGACGCCCGACACGGCGAGCAAGUCGCAGCCCGUGGCGCACUUCGAUUUCCACAAGGAGCAGAUCACGAGUCUGGAGUGGCAUCCGACCGACGAUUCGGUUAUCUCCGUUUGUGCCGGCGACAAUCAGCUUACACUUUGGGAUCUGGCUGUUGAGCUGGAUGACGAGGAAAGCAAGUACACGGCUGACGUGAAGGAUGUGCCGCCACAAUUGCUAUUUGUGCAUUACAUGGAGCAGGUGAAGGAGAGCCACUGGCAUCCGCAGAUCCCUGGGACAAUAAUGGCGACGGGAGGCAUGGGAUUCGGAGUGUUCAAGACGAUUAGUGUGUAG